This is a messenger RNA of Lethenteron reissneri (Far Eastern brook lamprey), 2875 nucleotides long. Its product is annotated as GATA-binding factor 2-like. The record is from RefSeq and is a predicted model, not a curated record. Lineage: Eukaryota; Metazoa; Chordata; Hyperoartia; Petromyzontiformes; Petromyzontidae. Gene Ontology annotation, cellular component: nucleus. Gene Ontology annotation, biological process: positive regulation of transcription by RNA polymerase II; cell fate commitment; negative regulation of transcription by RNA polymerase II. Gene Ontology annotation, molecular function: zinc ion binding; RNA polymerase II cis-regulatory region sequence-specific DNA binding; DNA-binding transcription factor activity, RNA polymerase II-specific.
AUCGCAGGGAGGGAGAGGCAGGGAGGAUCGCAGGGAGGGAGAGGCAGGGAGGAUCACAGGGAGAGGCAGGCAGGGAGGAGGUGGUGAAGAGAGAGAGAGAGUUUGAGCGCGGCGGGGAGGUUCAAGGGAGGUUCGAGUGAGAAAAGAGGGCGAUCAAGAGAGAGAGAGGGGAGAGAGAGCGGGGUAGGUUGCUGGGGGUGGUGAAGCAAUAGGGAAAGGCGAGCGGAAAGCGAGAGGAACGAAAGAGAAAGAGAGGAAACUCCGUUUCUGCUUCUCUCGGUUUAAUAAGAGAACUCCGUGUCGGUGUUUGGUAGCAAAACAACAACAACAACAACAUCCAAACAACCAACCACCACCACCACCACCACUACCUCCCCGUUUCUCAAUUCCACGUUUCCUCCUGGAGCCGUCGUGCGAGAGAGCAUCCCUGCCCAGCCCCCCUCCCAGCCCGGCCAAAUGGACGUGGGCCCCCCACCCCAGACAAUGUGGGCCCCCCACUCCUCUCUGCUGGACCUGGAACAGGGUGCUGACCCCCUUCCAUUCCCGGCCACCACAGCUGCCCAGCAGCCACCGUACGGAUUCUUCCCGCAUCAGCAGGAGCACGGCUACCCCAUUGAGGACGGAUUGUCAUCGCACAUAGCACGGAUGGCGAACGGGGCCUCUCCGCUCAGCGUCAUGUCCUCAUUCACCUGGCUGGACACCACUUCCUACCACCCUCACUACCUGCAACAACAACAACAACAGCAGCAGCAGCAACAUCAUCAUCAUCAUCAGCAGCAACAACAUCAUCAGCAGCAGCAGCCGUGGUCCCUCGCCCAAGGCGGUCACUCUCCGGACUCGAGCGGUGCGUCCUCGUCCCCCCGCGAGGGUGAGCGUCAGCCUGUCGCCAAGUCGUCGUCCUCGCCACCGCCGGCGCCGCCGUCGCUGUCCGCGUCGCCCGCCCCGCUGUCGUCCGAGCGCUCCCUCAGCCCCGGCAGUGACAACACCGACGGGACGCCGAGCCGGGCGGACUCGUCGCCCGCCGACUUCCGCCACCAUCACCACCACCACCACCACCAGCAGCAGCAGCAACAACAACAGCAGCAGCAUCACUAUGGGCUGCUCGCCCAGGGCCUGUAUGGAGGUGUGGAGCUGUACCACCACCACCACCACGACGUGUCGGCGGCGAUGGAGGCAGGGGGCCACGCGAAGGGCAAGGGCAAGGUCCGCCAGCCACCAGGAGAGCCGGCGCCCGCGUGCGGCGAGAGCCGCGAGUGCGUCAACUGCGGCGCCACGGCGACGCCGCUGUGGCGUCGCGACGCCAACGGGCACUACCUGUGCAACGCGUGCGGCCUCUACCACAAGACCAAUGGGCAGAACCGGCCCCUCAUCAAGCCCAAGAGGCGGCCGGCGAGCAGCUCGCGGCCGUCCACCACCUGCGCCAACUGCCAAACCGCCACCACGACCCUGUGGAGGCGCAACGGCAGCGGCGAGCCCGUGUGCAACGCGUGCGGCCUCUACUUCAAGCUGCACAACGUGAACCGCCCAAUCGCCAUGAAGAAGGAGGCCAUCCAAACGCGCAACCGCAAGAACUCGACGGGCGGCAAGGCCCGCCGGCGGCCUCGGAAGGGCCGGGCCGCCGCCAGCGACGAAGCCUCGGACGCGGCGCUACGGCGGCCUCCCUUCUUCCACGCCGCCCUCACGGCCUCCGCGCUGCCCCCGCACCUCCUGGGUAGCCACCACCACCACCAGCACCACCAGCACCAUCAGCACCAGCAGCACCACCAGCAGCAGCAGCAGCACCGGCUGCUCUCCCCGGCGUCGUUGGCGUUGGCGGUGCCGCACGGCAUAGCCGGCGGAGCGACGCUCACGUACCUCCCUCCGGAUGGCGUGGCGCUGUCCGUUCAGCACCAGCAGCAGCACCAGCAGCAGCAGCAGUUUCAACACUACCAGCAUCAUCAGCAGCAGCCUCUACGCCCGCACCCCUCCGGCAAUAUGCUGACCGCCAUGGGAUAAAUGCCGGCGCUGAGUGAUGUCGGUGGUGAUGGUGAUGGUGGUGAUGAUGAUGAUGAGGUUCGGUUGAAACAACUGCCAAACAAAAGGCCAUCGUGCGUACGUGCGUGCGUACGUGCGUGCGGUUACAUUUAAUAUAAUUUGUCAUCAAGGUGCGCCGUUGCGUUGCCUGGAGAGGGAUGCUGUUGGCUGGUAGUCUUUUCACGUCGGGGAGACGUGGCACAGUUUUGAUGGGCACAAUAUUGCGUGCAAAUCCAAUUUUUUUUUUAUUUUUUUAUUUUAUCGGAUGAGACUCUGUGAAGGUUCUGCAAAAACCGCAUUUGGACAACUGGAAGAGUAACCGUGUCGGGACCUGCGCCGGACGCUUUAAACGCAGGCCGCGAGUCUGCGUCACCGGAUUCCUGGGGUACAAGUUCCAAUAUUUUACCGGAAUUCUCAGUUCGCGCGUCCUUUAUUCAGCCAGGCGAGAGCAAAUUUAGAUUUUAUAAUAUAAAUAUAUAUACGUGUUUCUUCACUUUGCAAAAAUUAUAUUUGAUACCAUAGUUACGUGGGGUACCGGCUUUUACUCGUCGUCAAUUUUUUCCGUCGUGAGUUGUUUUUGUGCAGUUUUGACAAAGCGCCGAUGUUUAUUUUAAAGUUUUCCCGGCUGUGCCGUCAUCUCGUCGCGGCCUUUCCCCUGGGGGCUUCACGGCCCGCGCCGUCUCUCGAACGGUCGUUUGGCGCGUCGGACGGCGACCCUUUUGUAACGUUUUGCCCAAAGCGUACGUAUGUUUGAAGUUUUCGAUUUAAAGCUUUCGUGACUGCAGGGAUUCAUCUUCUUGCUUCUUUCGGUAAAGUCACGUAGAAGGGAAAUAAUAAAAAUAAAACAGAAUAAUGGACGCUA